AUGGCAGUAAAUAUGUUUAGCGUUGUUGAUUAUUAUUUUACUGAUGUAUCUCGUAAAUAUUCAUGUGGUUAUUGUAAAAAACGCAAUUCUUAUAAACGACAUGGUAUGUGGGCACAUUCACUGACAGUUCAAAAUUAUCAAUCGUUAAUAGACAGAGGCUGGAGAAGAAGUGGUUGUUAUUGUUACAAGCCACUAAACGAUGAAACAUGCUGUCCUAUGUAUACUAUUAAAUGUGAAGCAUUAAAUUUUAUUGUCACAAAAUCACAAAAAAAAAUAAUAAAACGUGUAACAAAAUUUUUAAAGGAAGGAAAAAAAGACGAAGAUUACAAUGAAAAAAGAAGUAAAAGAACUAAAAUUCAUCAUAAUAAUCCCAAUGAUAUAGAUAUCUGCAAUAUAAUGGAGCCAGAUUACGCUGAGUAUACAACGAGAAAUAAAUUAGAUAUUUUAGAAGGAGAAAAAAUGUCUGUAGAUGUUGAUUGUGGUACUAAACGUGAUUCUUGUACUCAAAGCUCGGACCAUAAUGAUCAUGUCAAUAGUCAUCAACAAGUAAACAAUGAAAUUGAUAAUACUCAAUGGCAACCUGUGACAAUGGUUCAAGAUACUCUUGAAUCUGUUAAUAGUCUAGCAAAUUCCUCGUGUAGUAAAAGUGAUAAAGUAAAUACUAAAGAGCCAGCGGCGAGUAACUCAGACAGCGACUUGCCUAGAAAAGCUAAAUUAAUUAGGAUUGAAAGAGCGAGAAGCCGGCUACUGGCGAAAGGAAAGACUUUGGAAGAGAUUGAAUCUUAUUAUAAGAAAAAAAAAGAUAAAAAUAAAACCAAAACUAUCGACGAGUUAUUAAAUAAUAUUUCCGAUGGUGUUAAUGAGUUACAAGUGAAAUUAGUACGAGUGUCAUCAGAAGAAUUUAUGGAUACUUUGGAUCAAAGUGUAGAAUUAUUUAAAAAGUAUCAAAUUGCUGUACAUAAUGAUGAGGAAGACGAAUGUGAUAAACAGUCCUUCCUUAAUUUUUUAGGGAAAACUCCUUUAAAACACUGGAAGCCAGAAUCUGGACCACCACUGGGAUACGGUUCAUUUCACCAACAAUAUUGGCUUAAUAAUACUUUAAUGGCCGUAGGAGUUAUUGAUAUAUUACCAUCAUGUGUGUCAAGUGUUUAUUUUUUCUAUGAUCCUGAAUAUUCAUUUCUUUCACUCGGUACUUACAGCUCUCUAAUGGAAGUACGAUUAGUAAGAGAAUUAAAUAAAACAGCGCCCGACUUGAAAUAUUAUUAUAUGGGUUACUACAUCCACACGAUUCCGAAAAUGCGUUACAAAGCUAAAAUGCGUCCCUCGAAAUUACUGUGUCCGGAAACAUACUCGUGGUUUGACAUUGAAAAGUGCAUACCUAAAUUAAAUGAAACCAAAUACUCAAGACUUAAUGAUGAUUUGGAUGCACUUGACGAAGACGGUGUAAUUAAUAACGACGCACUAAUGCAGGUACGAGUUUAUUAUCGCGGAAAAAUGACAUAUAGAAAUGUACAGGGAAUAAGACGAAUGUUUGGCGAUAAAAAGGAUGACAGCAAUGAAGUUAAAGAAUAUGCGGAGUUAGUUGGUAAAAAAUGUGCUCACAAUAUGUAUUUAGUACGAUCUUAA
Molecule: messenger RNA, 1626 nt
Organism: Cotesia congregata
Lineage: Eukaryota; Metazoa; Arthropoda; Insecta; Hymenoptera; Braconidae
Source: the annotation of a GenBank genome assembly